Molecule: messenger RNA, 345 nt
Organism: Leptosia nina
Lineage: Eukaryota; Metazoa; Arthropoda; Insecta; Lepidoptera; Pieridae
Source: the annotation of a GenBank genome assembly
AUGUCUGCAUCUCCAAUCGCAAGAGCAACACACAGCCAGGCGAUACCCACUAGGCGAGUCCACAUAACGGACCCGGCUCAAAUGCCCGAUGUCUACUCCAGCACACCCGGCGGAACCAUAUACUCCACCACACCCGGAGGUACAAGGAUCGUGUAUGAAAGGUCAUUUCUGAUGUCCCUAAGUCAGUCGCCGAUCUCAAAGACGCCUCCGAAGUGUGCGCUUCCGGCCGCUAUGUUGAAGAACCCCGGAGGCUCCGUCCCCCAUCUCCAGACCUCGACGCACAAGCCUCGCUCGAAUUCCAUCUCCUUUGACGAGUCACAGGAGACGUUCUCUAUGGAUCUCUAA